Messenger RNA from Helianthus annuus (common sunflower), 1035 nucleotides. Its product is annotated as ATP synthase delta chain, chloroplastic-like. Gene Ontology annotation, biological process: photosynthetic electron transport in photosystem II; photosynthetic electron transport in photosystem I; proton motive force-driven ATP synthesis. NCBI's taxonomy places the organism in Eukaryota, Viridiplantae, Streptophyta, Magnoliopsida, Asterales, Asteraceae. The record is from RefSeq and is a predicted model, not a curated record. The transcript has a single exon. Gene Ontology annotation, molecular function: proton-transporting ATP synthase activity, rotational mechanism. Bases 110 to 862 code for a protein of 250 amino acids. Gene Ontology annotation, cellular component: chloroplast thylakoid membrane.
UCACUCCCCUAUCUCAAUCUCAACCGUUAAUUCUCAUCCAAAACCUCCCCUCACAAACAACUUCACUCAUUUCAUCCAAUUCCGUUAUCCUCUCUAACCGCCGGUCAAAAUGGCAGCAACCGCCACCACCGCCGCUCUUCAACAAACUCCGAUCACAUUCCAACGCACUCCGUCACUCCGUAUAACCUUCGUCAAUCCAGAAAAACUCUCGUUUUCCGGUGGUUUACGUCUCCAAAACCUCUCAAUCAAGCUCGCCGGAACCUCACGCCGCGGCGGAGGCGCUUCGAGCGCAAAAAUGGCGGAUUCCGCCGCCGGAAGCUACGCCGCAGCACUAGCAGAAGUAGCCGUUGCAAACGGAACGCUAGAAGCGACUGUCAAAGACCUAGAUCUGGUCGAUAAACUGUUUUCCGAUUCAACAAACUUCAACUACUUCACUAGCCCUAUCGUAAGCCUCGAACAGAAACGCGCACUCAUCGAUGACGUCACCGCGUCAGGUAAGCUUCAGAUUCACGUCUGCAACUUCCUCAACAUAUUAAUCGAGAGCAAACGGAUAGAUCUGAUUAAGGAGAUUGUUAAGGAGUUUGAACUUGUUUACAACAAAUUAACUGAAACUGAACUUGCUGUUGUAUCGUCGGUUGUGAAGCUUGAAGAACAGCAUCUGGCUCAGAUUGCAAAACAGGUGCAGAAACUCACCGGAGCGAAGAAUGUGCGAGUGAAAACGGUUAUUGAUGAGUCGUUAGUUGCCGGUUUUACAAUCAGGUAUGGAAAUUCUGGAUCUAAAUUGAUUGAUAUGAGUGUGAAGAAGCAGUUGGAAGAAAUUGCUACACAGCUUGAAAUUGGAGAUCUUUCACUUGCAGUAUGAUCGAAAUUUUCGAUAUCGAAUUCGAAUUUGAUAUUCAUGAGUUUAUAAUUUAUAAUUUGGUUUAUGAAUAUAAUAAUUUUGAGAGAUUUGUAAUUAUGUUUUUGCAUGAGACAGUUACAUUACAAAUUUACAAUAAUUUGCUCAUAUAUGAUUAUAUAUUUUGUUUUAGAAUU